This is a messenger RNA of Paramacrobiotus metropolitanus, 1418 nucleotides long. RefSeq lists its product as uncharacterized. The transcript is spliced from 2 exons. Bases 259 to 1287 code for a protein of 342 amino acids. NCBI's taxonomy places the organism in Eukaryota, Metazoa, Tardigrada, Eutardigrada, Parachela, Macrobiotidae. The record is from RefSeq and is a predicted model, not a curated record.
UUCUAUCAUAUCGAUUUCUAAAACUCCUUGAGCGACCCUCGUUUAUAUACGUGCUUACGCUUUCAUAAUAUUUUAACGUUAUUUAUGUAUGGGCCAUAUUCCAGUCGUCGGGGGAUGGCUCGCUAGCUAGCUCGCUCGUAACUCCAUCUAGCCAUCUUCGCUUUUAGUUUUUACUCGGCAACAUUCUGCCACUUCAUUUAUAAUAUUUAUUUUCCCAAUCGGCCGUUUUAAUUUCUUCUUUAUUAAGAGAGUCACGAUAUGUUUCCCUGUUCAUCCCCCCUAUUUGGUUACAUUCUGUUGUCCGUUGCCGGACUGCUGCAGUGGAUACAAUCGAGUACGGGAUGUGCGCCAGCAGCACAUAGUUCACGGUCGACAGCCAGCCUGGAGGACAUGAUAACGGAGAAGUUAUCAUACUAUCGUGAAGACGAUUUGAUAAGUCUUGUGGAGCUGAGCACGAUGCGCGACACGCCGGACUGCGAGGUGCGUCGACCCCGUUUGGGGGACAAUGUGGAAUUCACAUGCCAGACGCCCAAAAAAGACUAUGUUAACAGCGUCACCCUGACGUAUCAGGGCAAACAUAUUUAUAAUACAAGGGAAGCUGUGCCGGCGCCAGAUGAGCCCAACGCCUCAGGUCACAAUUACACCAUCCGCUGGCGACCAAAAGAUGACACCCUCACCUUCACCAUCUACCACAUCGAUCUGCGCUCCAGUGGCGUGAUAAAAUGCAUCACGCUCCCGGUGCAACGGCCGCCCCUGGAGCAAUGUUUCCGGCUGCUGCCCAUGAUCACGCACGCCUAUGAGGUCUUCGCCAGCAAACCAACGCCACUGACCGUCACCGAAGGCCUGCCUGUCGUUUACGUUUUCUGCAGCAUCCGGCUACCCCUGCCGGAGGAUAUCUACAGCAACAUUGACAACCACGUGAUGUGGCGGCACAACGGCCGCAUCGUGAAAGGACCCACGGAAGCGCCGUACUGCGCGGUAAUGCCCAAUGUGACCACUGUGCCCACCGUAUCCACUACGCCCACUGUAACUACUGCCCGACAGUUCCAAUCCCGUCGGCGUCUGGUCCCCCAGCCCUUCUACCAUUACCCCUCUCCCAACAUCCACGGCAAUGCAUGGCGCCUUGAAUACCAUCUGCGGCCCGUCAGGAAGACCGAUGAAGGAUGGAUCCAGUGUUUAUUCCGCCCGCACCGGGAGAUCGACGAGUGGGUGAUGCAGGAAACACAGCUGUCGGUGGCUCGCAAGACCGGCAAGCGCCAUUUAAUGGCAGAUACCGAUCCCGUUUAAUUAUUCACUUAUUUGACGUGCUAUUUACAAUUCCUGAUUUGAAAAUGAAGCGCGAUCGAUACUGUACGUGCAUAGUGUUUAUUAACCCGUCUCUCUGCAGAUUUGCAAUGAUUUUAAUUUGGAAUAACUGA